Molecule: messenger RNA, 201 nt
Organism: Cariama cristata (Red-legged seriema)
Lineage: Eukaryota; Metazoa; Chordata; Aves; Cariamiformes; Cariamidae
Product: dispanin subfamily A member 2b-like
Exons: 1
Biological process (GO): response to interferon-alpha; negative regulation of viral genome replication; host-mediated suppression of symbiont invasion
Cellular component (GO): plasma membrane
Source: RefSeq, a predicted model, not a curated record
UCCAGGGACCGCAAAGUCCUCGGCGACUACAGCGGGGCGCUCAGCUACGGCUCCACUGCCAAGUACCUGAACAUCGCCGCCCUGCUGUUCAACAUCUUCCUCGUCAUCCUCAUCAUUGCCCUGAUCGCUAGCGGCACCAUCGUCGUGGUGAACGUCUUCAACCACGAGCAGAAGCAUAACCCCUUCCUCGGCCCCACUUAG